Paramecium pentaurelia is the source of this 2378-nucleotide messenger RNA. The record is from the annotation of a GenBank genome assembly. NCBI's taxonomy places the organism in Eukaryota, Ciliophora, Oligohymenophorea, Peniculida, Parameciidae.
AUGGAAUCUGAAUCUGAAUCACCAGUUAUGAAGAAAUACCCAAUUGAAAAUAUUAUAAAUGAUGCUUCUGGUUUAUUAAAAAAGGUAUUAUAAUUAUAUAUACAAGAAUGGGAAUCGAAAGGUAAUCUUGUUACUUGACAAACAUUUUAUGAGUUACUCUCAUAAUCAAAUGGGCACACUCAAUAUAUAAAUAAGCAGAAGACUGAUUAGAGCAGCAUAAAAUUUGUUGAAUGAAAAUAUAUAAGGAGAGAAUAUAUAGAAAGUAGAUUUAUUACUUGAUAGAUGUAAUUUAUAUACAGCUGUCAUUUAUAUUAAUAUUCAAAGAAUGCUAAAAAAUGAGAGAGGAACUGAACAUUUUGAAGAAUUAAAUUCUGCUUAGAUUGAAUAAAAGAUAGGUUUGAAUAGAUUAAGACAAAGAAUUCAAUAAACAAUUUGUAUACCUGGUAGUUUAAUAAAAGUAACCCAUCUAAAUAGAUUGAAAGAGAAAAAUAAAAGUAUAAAUUAUAUUUAUAAAUAGUUAAGUUUUAUUUGAAUGAAUGUUUUACAUUGUUAAUGAAAUAAUUAAUUAUAUAUGCAAGAUUAUUUAAAAUUACUAAUGAAGUGUAGAAUAGUUUGAAAAUAAUGCAUAAAAUAGAAAAAAUUAUAUAAAUUAAAGAAAUGAAAUAUACAAAAAAUGUUGAAUUAAUCAAGAUAUUCGUUGAUCAUUACUAAAAUUUUGGAUAAUUAUAUUUUUAAUUGUGCGAGUUUAAAAAAUCAUUAAAAUAAUACUAAAUAGCUUAUUCUUAUUUGUAAUAAUUAAUUUUCUUAAUCUUAAAAAAAAGAAAUACUCCAAAUGUUAUAGAUGAUUCAGAUCUAAAACCUGUUGCAUAAUACAUUAUGAAAAUAGUAAUGAUUUUAUAUCUUUAAUCAUUGUGUUAUGAAUAUCUCUCUGAAUAUUCAAAAAUGAAGGAAUGUAUACAUUUAGCUUAAUGGUUUUGUACUGAAAUAUUGAGAUUAGAAGAUGAACAUCAAUUAAGAAUUUUAAUCUUUAGUAGAGCUUAAGAUAUAUAAAAAUAUAUUGAUAAUAUCUUGGCUGAAUGUGAAAUUAGACACAUGAUAUUUACAUUUUUAUCAGAUGAUACUAAUCCUGAAAUGAAAGUAAUUUAAUAAUAAGUUAAAGAUGAUUAUUAAAAAAUACUAAAUGAAAAAUUCUAUCUCAAAUUUAAAAUGGAACAACUUAAUAAAUAAUAGUAUUUUAAAUUAAAUCCUGUUCCUAUUAAACCUCCUUCUCCUUAUUUAUUAUAUAAUGUACCAAAAGGUAGUAAAACAGAAAGGGAACUUACACAAUAAUAGAUUUCAAAAAAUUAUUAAUCGUUCACUACUCAAGAUGGUUAUGAUUAACAUAAAUUAAUAACUUCUGAAAGUGAAUCAAAAUUGAUUAAAUAAAACUCUAUAUCAUCAUUUUCAAGAAGAACAAGACCAACAGAUUUUACAUAAUAUUGUAAAACUGAAUAAUCUGAUUACCCUAAAUUAGAUUCAGAAUUAGCAGGUGUUAUAGUAAAUCAAUUGAAAAAAGAAUAAGCAUUCUAUUCACUUGUUGAUAUUUAAAGAACUUGUAAGGAUGAACUUAAUGAAAAUCAAAGAUAACAAUAAGAUUGUGAAUUAGGUAAAGCUAUAUUGUUGUUUAAAAGACAAUUUAGUAAAAAUGCUAUAGCUGAACCUAAAGAAACUGAUUCUUUAAAAUAGUUGAAUAAUGAAAUUAAGACAGAAUUUUAAUUAAUUUCAGGGUACUUGGAAGCUUAAGAAAGAUUAAAGAAGAAAAGAUAAUAAUAGUAAUUAUUUGAGUAAUCACUCAAACCUAAAUCUACAAUUAAAUCUCCAUUUAGAAAGAUGCUUAUCAAACAUAGUAAUACUUUAGGUUUAAAAAAAACAAAAAAGAAAUUAUAAAAUUUAGAAUAGGAAUCAGCUUUAAUGAAAUUAUAUUAAAAAAUAUCUGGUUAAAAAGAAGAACAAAAACAAUAAUAAAUUAAUGAAGAAUAAAUUAUUCGAUAAAUGAUUCAAACUAAUUUAAAUGUAUAUUAUUUACAUAUUUUAAAAAGGCUAUAAAAGUGAUUAUGGAUGAUAAUUAAAAAGAAUAGGAAACCGCUUAAAAAUAAUUAAAAUCAAGAAGACAUAUCUCUGAAUAAUUACCAUCUAAAACUGAAAAAUCUCCUAAAAAUUGUUAAUUUAGGGAAACCUUUAAAGGUUUAGCUGGUUCAACUCAAUAUUUAAGUACUAAAGGCUAAGCUACUAAAAGUGUCGUUUCUUUGGUAGAAUUAGCAAAUAUCAAAAGAAAGAUGAAUCAUCUAGAGUCUAAAAAGGUUGUUAGAUACUCAGAAUUAUUUCGGAGUUAAUUGUGA